Messenger RNA from Pygoscelis adeliae (Adelie penguin), 528 nucleotides. Its product is annotated as regulator of G-protein signaling 19-like. The transcript is spliced from 4 exons. NCBI's taxonomy places the organism in Eukaryota, Metazoa, Chordata, Aves, Sphenisciformes, Spheniscidae. The record is from RefSeq and is a predicted model, not a curated record. The coding region runs from base 1 to 528 and encodes 175 amino acids.
AUGGCGGGGCGGGCGCCGGCAGAAAAAGGAGCUGCCAAAGCUGAGGGCUCCAUCCAGGAGGCGGCAGGGACAUUAGCCAGCGGGUCUCGGCGGCACGGCUCACCCACGGGCUGGGAGGAGCGGAGAGCAGCAGAAGAGCCCCUGAAGCACGACCCAACCCCGUCCACCGUGUAUGAGGCUGGGACGCAGGUGAGCACCAAACCCACACCGGAGGAGGUGCGGGGCUGGGCACAGUCCUUCGACAAGCUGAUGAAGAGCCCGGCGGGUCGCAACGUCUUCCGGGAGUUCUUGCGGACUGAGUACAGCGAGGAGUACAUGCUCUUCUGGCUAGCGUGCGAGGAGCUCAAAAAUGAGUGCAACAAGCACACCAUCGACGAGAAGGCCAGGAUGAUCUACGAGGAUUACAUCUCCAUCCUCUCGCCCAAGGAGCAACACGAGAAGAAAGGCAACAGCAGCCGGUCAUUAGCUGGCUCCUACUCCGAGCGCACAAGCCAGAGGGCCUUGGCCAGCUUCGGUUUCAGAUCCUGA